Molecule: messenger RNA, 291 nt
Organism: Echinostoma caproni
Lineage: Eukaryota; Metazoa; Platyhelminthes; Trematoda; Plagiorchiida; Echinostomatidae
Source: the annotation of a GenBank genome assembly
AUGGGGCACUCGAGUGUGAUCAUUUUUGUUGCUGUGGUCACCAAAGCCAUAGCCAUUCGGCCGUCGCAAGUGGACGAUUAUCACGAUCGACUAGUCUCUAUACCGUUCCCCAUGGGAAUACUGAAGUCGGAAAAUGACGAUCCGGCCAAGGAUCCGCAGUUCGUAGAACCACUGGUUGAUCAAGCACGAAAAUUAAAGGAUACAGAUUUUGAACAAACACAGAGGCAAAACGAACGACGAAUGCGGGAACUGUUACAACAGGCCACAACCGAUGGAAUCUUAAUCGCAUAG